This is a messenger RNA of Dichotomopilus funicola, 1884 nucleotides long. RefSeq lists its product as uncharacterized. Bases 1 to 1884 code for a protein of 627 amino acids. The transcript has 7 exons. The record is from RefSeq and is a predicted model, not a curated record. NCBI's taxonomy places the organism in Eukaryota, Fungi, Ascomycota, Sordariomycetes, Sordariales, Chaetomiaceae.
AUGAGUGACCCGGCGAGGAAACGUCGGGCUGUAGGACCCCCGCAGUCUCAACAACCCCAAACCAUCCACAGCAUGCCACGGUCUCUCACCAGCGAGACGCAUGUCACCGCUUACGGCAACCAAAUCGGCAUAUUCCCAUCGACAAACAGUCACACCAACUUUGUUAUCCCUGGGACUGUUCCCGUGGACCCGUUCUCAACGCAGUUUGGCGGCGUAUCGUUGCUCCCGCUAGCGGGCGGCGUCCAGCCACAGUUCUACUCUGCCGGCGAUAUUGGCCGAACGGCGCUCUUGACUACUGAGACCGGACAAUGGCAGAGUCAAGGAGGCGUGUCCGAAGCUUCCCUUGCAGCUCCAGCAGCUGAUUACGACAUCAAUGAGUUAUCCGGCUUGGAUACAGAGGACCUUUGGAAGGGUGUUUCCCUGUACAAAGUGGAUGGAGGUGUGAGCUUUACGGCGCCCACCGUUGUAGGCGCCCCAAAGGUUUGCUCUCGGAAACGAGGCUUCGACGAGUUUCGUGGUGCUGCUGAUGGGCUUGCCUCAGAAACCGCGUUGCCUCCCCUCUUCACAUCCGUGCCUAACAUCCGGUCCCGCGGGGCCCAUCGUCGCAUACCAAAUCCCUUUCUGAACUCCGCCGAGGACCGAUAUCCCACCCUUGCCAACCGAGUGCGCCCCGUGAUACCAAAAAACGGCGUUAUUGAUGGAUAUAUAAAGACGCGCAUGUUAACGUCUGGGGGAAAUGACACCGGCGCUACUCACAAUGUAUCCCAACGCUUUCCACCAUGGCGUCAGAACAUUUUAAAUGGCCUAGACGAUGGGGACCCGAUUGGGGGCGGCGUAUCACUUUUACCUGGCAAUUUCGCGACCGGGAUGAAGCUGGACAGGAUUGAUGAAAAGCUAUGGUCUUUCCAUCUCAACGCCUACUGCCCUGGACGGAUGUUACUCCCAGGCAAUUAUUGGUAUCACGAGGUUCCCGCCAUCGCGGUUAAGCACGCCUGUACGCGACACGCUUUGCUAGCCUUAUCUGCUUCCUACGUCCUCGACUACGAGCCAACCGAAGAAAUACGCAUGCGAGCAAACCGUCACUACUACACAGCGGUGAAGCUGCUAGAGGACGCUCUCAACAGCGAGACGACUUACGCCGUCGGGCAAGACGACGGUGUGGUUGCCGCUAUGAUCUUGAUUUUCUGCAACGAGAUCGUAAACUGGGAGUCGCGACAGUCCCAGGGGAGAGAACCGCUUUGGCGUAAAGGGUCGCGGGCCGCAAAACUUCUUCUCGACCGCGCAGACCCCGGUUAUCGGUACUGGAAACAAGAAAAUGUUCAAAGCAGCGCGGCACGCAUAGGGAACGCAAACUGGGUUGCAUACACAGAGAUUUGCGCUCAGGCCGUCACACCGCUGGCAGAAGAACUUACCGCGAACAUGUUCUCCUGGCUGCUCGCGGGCUCUGAGCAGGACGUUCAUAAGAUACAUGGGAUAACAGGCGUUUCCCCCAAACUACUCCAUCUCUGCUCUCAAAUCACUUACUUUGCUGCCCUCCUCAAAAAGGACCCUUAUUCCCAUACCGUCCUGCGCGCCGCCCGGACGGUUCGAGAACGACUCGCCAAGUUCAGCCAGUGGUCCGACCAUUCGCCCGGGUAUGCUUCAGGUGACAAAUUGAUGGCAUCGUGCGUGUUGGACAAGGAUGGGAAACUUAACAACCGUUUCAAGGUCACCGACAGUGUCCCACCCGUGUGGACGGCCGUUCAGAAUCUGUGGACUUGGCUAGACAACGAACUGAAGGAGGAAGAUUAUGACGAAGACCUCGCCAUAGGAGAUCGCCGGGCAUGGUGGGAGGACAUGGUAAACGAGUUUGUCGAGAAGAACGGAGUACUGAGUCUUGUGUAG